AUGCCGUAUGCCCAUGAGAAUGGCUGCAGCACUUGGCACUAUUCCACAUGCCACGAGGCUGCCAGAAAUGGGCAUUUGAGCACUGUGAAAUUUUUACAUGAAAAUCAAUGCCCUUGGAAUGAACAGACGUGUGCUGCUGCCGCAGAAGGUGGACACUUUCACAUUAUCAAGUAUGCUCAUGAUAAUGGCUGCCGCUGGAGUUCAUCUGCCUGUGUGUCCGCUGCAAAGAACGGACACCUGAAUAUUCUGAAGUGGCUUCAUGCAAAAGCCUGUCCUUGGGAUCAAUCUGCAUGCAGCGCUGCUGCCGGGAAUGGACACUUGAAAGUUUUGAAGUUUCUUCAUGACAACGGCUGUCUCUGGGAUAUGCAAACAACUCGUGCUGCUGCUGAAAAUGGACACUUGGAUGUGCUGAUGUAUGCUUAUGAAAAUGGCUGUCCCAUGGACAGAGAGUCCAGCAGUUUGGCUGCCAGAUAUGGGCAUUUGGAUGUUCUUGAGUAUUGCUAUGAGAGUGGUUGUCCCUGGGAUGCAAGAACGUGUGAACAUGCUGCCAGAAAUGGACAUCUAGACACUCUUAAGUACGCCCGUGAACAUGGCUGUCCUUGGAAUGUAAAGACAUGCCAUGUUGCCGCUGAGCAUGGGCAUCUGGAAGUGCUGAAGUAUGCCCAUGAAAAUAGCUGUUCUUGGGAUGAAGAGACAUGCAGCUGGGCGGCAAAGAUGGGGCAUUUGGGACUUCUGGAGUAUGCCCACAAGAGCGGCUGUCCAUGGCGUGCAUCGACAUGCAUAGCAGCGGCUGAGAAUGGCCAUUUGGAAAUCCUGAGUAUGCCCAUGAAAAUGGGUGUGGGUGGACUUUGGAUGAACAAACGUGCCGGAGGGCAGCCAGGCGCGGUCAGAUAG
Molecule: messenger RNA, 894 nt
Organism: Seminavis robusta
Lineage: Eukaryota; Bacillariophyta; Bacillariophyceae; Naviculales; Naviculaceae
Source: the annotation of a GenBank genome assembly